This is a messenger RNA of Dimorphilus gyrociliatus, 1452 nucleotides long. The record is from the annotation of a GenBank genome assembly. Lineage: Eukaryota; Metazoa; Annelida; Polychaeta; Dinophilidae.
AAUAUUCAUUUCCGUUUUCGACACAGAAAAUCAGCCUUGCUCAGUAAAAUUGAUAUUCGUACGGUUUUCUGUGCAUAUUAAAGCAUGGCCGACGUUGUGACGAAGGAUUCACGACAGAGUGAACACACUUUGAAUUCAAAGGCCAUAAAAGAGUUGAACUCAUUGUUAUCUGUGUUGUCUUUGGAUCCAGUUCGGUGUCAGACAUUUGAAACGAUCGCCUCAUCUUUAUAUCAACAUUUCAAUAAGCAAGAUUCCUAUCGAAUUGGAACCUCUUUAGUCUUACUUUUACGAAAUAAAGAUAUUCUGAAAUCAAUUGGUCAACGAUUGGCAGCGAUCUACUUGUUAUAUGAUAUGUAUAAAAAUGAAGCAGUCGCAAUGAAUCCAUUUGCCUCUGUGUUUGUUCAUAUGCAUAGUCCACCUACAGAGCGUCACGAUGGCACAAACACCGUUUUUCAUUGGGCUAUUCCCGAUGUGUCAGAUCAUGAAAAAUACUUUAUUGCCAAACUCAUAUCGAAUGGAACCAAGGAGCUAGGAAAGAAAACGCCCGAACAAAUAAUUUCACAGUCUUCAAAGAGUGAAGAAAUGGGAGAUAUGAGUGGUCUUCAACUGUCACUUGUGGAACGACAAUCGGCAAUGCAUGCAAUCAGCAAGAGCUCAAUGCCUUUAAUCGUUUCAAUACCAGAAACAGAUGAGGCAGGAACUACCAUAGAAAGUUCUUAUACCGAAGUGGCGCCAUCACUAUUGUACGCGGAUAAAUGCGUAGGACCUCACUUUAUUCGACCUGUUUGUCCUAUGAGUAAAGGGAUAGACGAAUUAAGUAUGAUAAUUCCAAGAGAAGCAUCUAGUUUAAAGUUUUGCUGGCAUGGUGGAGUAUGUGAAGCGACAGAAUUCCUGACUGAGGCCAGACGACUACUUUCUAUAGCCUAUACAAGAUCCUUAGUUCUACCUCAACAACACCUUUUGGUUGCGAUUAUAUUAGAAGAUGAUAAUAUUGUUUUCCAAUUGGGUUUAACGCCAACAAAAUUACCAAAUUUGGUAGAGAAUAACCCAUUAGUAUCAAUAGAAAUAUUAAUUAAGUUAAUGUCAUCAAGUCAAAUAGCAGAUUAUCUUAAUGUUUUGGUUAAUAUGGAUAUGUCAUUGCAUUCUAUGGAGGUAGUUAAUAGGCUAACGACUGCUGUCGAUUUACCAGCUGAAUUUAUACAGCUGUACAUAACGAAUUGCAUUUCAACGUGCGAAAAUAUUAAGGAUAAAUUGAUGCAGAACCGUUUAGUUCGACUCGUUUGUGUUUUUCUACAAUCUCUUAUUCGAAACAAGAUCGUCAACGUUAAAGACAUUUUCAUCGAGGUGCAAGCGUUCUGUAUAGAAUUUUCACGUAUUCGAGAAGCGGCAUCACUGUUUCGUCUCUUAAAGACAUUAGACAAUGAUAGUAGUAGUGUAACGAAUACGACGUAA